AGGACCUGGUGAAUUUUAUUCAAGCGAAUUUUAAGAAGCGGGAAUGUGUCUUCUUUACCAAAGAUUCCAAGGCCACACUGAAUGAAAUCUGCUCCUUCCUAUCAAUAUCGUUGGUUCAGGGAAAACGUGUGCAGAUGUGGCUACACACAGAGCCACCACAUGGAAGGCACCCAGAUCAACCAGAGCGAGAAAUGGAAUUACAAGAAACACACCAAGGAGUUUCCCACAGAUGCCUUUGGGGAUAUCCAAUUUGAGACGCUGGGGAAGAAAGGCAAGUACAUCCGUUUGUCCUGCGACACGGACCCGGAAACCCUCUACGAGCUGCUGACCCAGCACUGGCACCUGAAAACGCCCAACCUGGUCGUUUCCGUGACGGGAGGCGCCAAAAACUUCGCCCUGAAGCCGCGCAUGCGCAAGAUCUUCAGCCGGCUCAUCUACAUCGCGCAGUCCAAAGGUGCUUGGAUUCUCACGGGCGGCACCCAUUACGGCCUGAUGAAGUAUAUCGGUGAGGUGGUGAGAGACAACACCAUCAGCAGGAAUUCGGAAGAGAACAUUGUGGCCAUUGGCAUAGCAGCGUGGGGCAUGGUCUCCAACCSGGACACCCUCAUCCGCAACUGCGAUACGGAGGUAUGGGUGGGAUGGGGAGGUGAUGUGGGAGAGAGCUGAGGACAUGGGGCUGUGGCCUGGAUACCAGGGCUCUG
Urocitellus parryii (Arctic ground squirrel) is the source of this 701-nucleotide messenger RNA. The record is from RefSeq and is a predicted model, not a curated record. NCBI's taxonomy places the organism in Eukaryota, Metazoa, Chordata, Mammalia, Rodentia, Sciuridae.